Cordyceps fumosorosea ARSEF 2679 is the source of this 1560-nucleotide messenger RNA. Its product is annotated as DUF803 domain protein. The record is from RefSeq and is a predicted model, not a curated record. Gene Ontology annotation, biological process: magnesium ion transport. The transcript is spliced from 2 exons. Gene Ontology annotation, cellular component: membrane. Lineage: Eukaryota; Fungi; Ascomycota; Sordariomycetes; Hypocreales; Cordycipitaceae. Bases 1 to 1560 code for a protein of 519 amino acids. Gene Ontology annotation, molecular function: magnesium ion transmembrane transporter activity.
AUGGAGCCGUUUGGCGGCAUCUCCCCUGGCGGGAGCAUUGCUCUAGGAAUCAUCGUCGGCCUCAUGUCGACUAGUGUGCAGAGCCUGGGGCUGACGCUGCAGCGCAAGUCGCACAUCCUCGAGGACGAAAAGGGCCCCCACGACGUCCGCCGCCCGCCAUACCGCCGCCGCCGCUGGCAGGUCGGCAUGGGCAUGUUCGUCGCCGCCAACAUCCUUGGCAGCUCGGUGCAGAUCUCGACCCUCCCGCUGCCGGUUCUCUCGACGCUGCAGGCCGCGGGCCUCGUCUUCAACUCCAUAUGCGCCACCCUCAUCCUCAGCGAACCCUUUACGCGCUGGUCGCUCGCCGGCACCUCGCUCGUCACCACCGGCGCCGUCCUCAUCGCCGUAUUUGGCGCCAUCCCAUCGCCCGCCCAUAACCUGGACGAGCUGCUGGUCCUCAUGGCGCGCAAGCCCUUCAUCGUGUGGAUGGCCCUCCAGGGGCUGUUGGUGGUGGCCCUCGCCGUCGCCACCGAUGUGACGAGUAGGAUAUCCAGCAUCUCGCACAGCUCUCGAUUUCGACUCAUCCAAGGCAUCUCGUAUGGUGUUAUCAGCGGCGAUCUGUCGGCGCACGCGCUGCUUUUCGCCAAGUCGGCCGUCGAACUAGUCAUCAAGACGGUCGCCGGCAAGAACCAGUUUAUUUACUGGCAGGCCUGGGCCAUUGUCAUGGCUCUCGUAUCGCUAGCUCUUUGUCAGCUCUAUUAUCUGCAUAGGGGUCUCAAGCUCGUUUCGACAUCGGUCCUAUAUCCCCUGGUAUUUUGCGUUUACAACAUUAUUGCCAUCCUGGAUGGCCUAAUAUACUUUGACCAAACAAGCUUUAUUUCACCGCUGCGGGCCUGCAUCAUUAGCCUGGGCACGGUGAUUUUGCUAAGCGGUGUUCUUGCCCUUUCGUGGCGUCUCAGCGAUGAGCAGCAUGCGCCUGGCGUUGGCCAGUCCACGCUGGCACCCGGCCUCGGCAUGGUGGAGGACACGGAAGGCGAAGAGGAGUCUCUCCUCAGCGGGGAGGCGGCUGUCGAAUCCGACGAAUCGUUCCCAUCCUAUCACACGUUUGGACCCGGCGAAUCGACGGCCAUGACGCCGACCAAAAAGACGUUUCGGUGGGCAGAGGACGCUGAAAUCUGGGGCGAACUGGAAGACCAAGAGCAUCCCAACUCGCCGGCGAAUCGUUUGCGGGCGAACACGAUGCCGGGCCUCAGCGAGUCCACAAGUCUCCUGCCUGGCGUCCGCAGAGCCGUGAGCGGCUCAUCGACCAUCCCGGAAGAGGGCAGCACGCACUCAGAUACCUUCGCACGACGGGUACCACGGCGGCGACGCAAGAGCACGGGCUUCCCCGGGCUCGUCGCGCGUCGUCAUCUCAAGAAGCGGGACUCAUUCAUGGGCGACUCGGUCAGCAACUUGCUUUCCUUUUCAUGGUGGAAAAACAGCGACAGGCGGGACUCGACGCACAGCUCGCCUCUUGGUGGAUCAUCUACGCAGCGGCCGACCAUCAACACGCCGACGGGACGAAACGACUCGCCGGUGUAA